AUGGGCUUUAUGACUGUAUAUACGCCGUGUCGGUGCUGUAUAUCUUUCGCUGCAAUCUGGCCAGGUUCAUGGCCUCCCCUUCCUAGGCAAACUUCCAUCGAGAUCCAGUUGCGCACUACCGGAUCCGAAAUCCACGACAAGAUGGCCCUUCCGGCAUCUUCCUCCUUCGAAGAUGAUGUGAAGAAGAGGGGUUAUGCAAUCGCGUUUGAAACCCACACAGUGUUUCUGACAGGAAGCACCGGUUCUUUGGGAGGUUGCCUGCUGUACAAGUUGGCGCUACAGCUCCCGACACGAAAGAUCUUUGUCCUGGUGCGCGGAUCGUCGGAGCAAGCUGUGAAGAAGUGGGAAAAGACGAUGCCGAAUCAGACGCAGGCAAUUCUCGCUUCCAACAAAGUCCAUUUCGUCAUCGGGGACAUAACAAAGCAGAAUUUUGGUAUCAACGCUGCAAGCAUGAAGCAGUUGCGCGAGCAGGUUACGCUUAUUAUGCAUACCGCAGCGAAGAUAUCUCUCGACGCCGACAUCAUCGAGGCCCUCGAGAACAACUGUUUCCCGUCUCUGGAACUUGCCAAGAUGACUUCAUCGUUUAGAAGGCUCAAAGUCUUCGUUCAACUGUCCACUGCAUACGUUAAUAGCUUCCUGCCGGACGGGCAUAUCGGGGAGCGGCUAUACAACCUCUCGGACGCAGACCCUGAGGACGAAAUUGCAUCCAUACAGCUAUCGGGAGGCGCAACCCACACGCCACGGUUCUCGUCAUCGUACACACAUUCAAAGCACCUCAUGGAGCAUUUGAUGCUGAAACGCUUUCCAACUCUUCCUCUUCUAUUCAUUCGCCCCACAAUCUUCGCACCUGCCCUUCGGCACCCGUACCCAACAUACGGACCUGAUGGCUCGCAUCCAUUGAACAAGUUCGCAGACUUGCUAAUUUCAGACCGUGGAGGAAAGCAGAUUUGGCAUGCAGCAGAGGGGUAUGAGAGUGGUGCAAACAUCUUGGACGAGAUUCCUGUGGAUUUCGUAGCGAAUGCUUGUUUGUUACAUGCCGCAGCAAGGACGCUUGGGAUUGUGCAUAUUGGAUCCCAAUUGUACGUGCUGCGGACAUAUGACGCCUUCCUUGAGCUCUUACGAACGCAUGCUCCCCCGGAUAUUAGAGACCCACUGCCCACAAUCACGUUCGUGCAAGACAGAAGUAUCCCGCAAUCGUUCCUAGCAGAACUGGUGAAAGUAGCAAGCCGAAACUGGAUAUUCGACUGCGGCAGGUCGUACUGGUUGAAGGGAAUUGGGGGGCCGCUGAGUAUACAGGCAUGCGAAUAUGAUGCGGACAGGCUCAACACCGCUCGUGUCGCGGAUAUCUAUAAGAAGAACUUGAGGAGGACUACAAAGCUUUGA
This is a messenger RNA of Aspergillus calidoustus, 1383 nucleotides long. The record is from the annotation of a GenBank genome assembly. Lineage: Eukaryota; Fungi; Ascomycota; Eurotiomycetes; Eurotiales; Aspergillaceae.